Messenger RNA from Oreochromis niloticus (Nile tilapia), 587 nucleotides. Its product is annotated as histone H4. Lineage: Eukaryota; Metazoa; Chordata; Actinopteri; Cichliformes; Cichlidae. The transcript has a single exon. Gene Ontology annotation, molecular function: protein heterodimerization activity; structural constituent of chromatin; DNA binding. The record is from RefSeq and is a predicted model, not a curated record. Gene Ontology annotation, cellular component: nucleosome. The coding region runs from base 140 to 451 and encodes 103 amino acids.
GAGUGGGCGGAGCCACUGAGCUUCGAGCCGUCCAGCGAACCGUCUGUUUUCUUUUACGUCCGCCGAGCACACAUAAUAACACGGUUCCGUGGGGUUGGGGUUCAUUCGACUUUGUUCGUUCAAAGAAGAAACUAUAACCAUGAGUGGAAGGGGCAAGGGUGGCAAGGGACUCGGCAAAGGAGGCGCCAAGCGUCACCGUAAAGUUCUCCGUGAUAACAUCCAGGGCAUCACCAAACCCGCCAUCCGCCGUCUGGCUCGCCGUGGCGGAGUGAAGCGUAUCUCCGGUCUGAUCUACGAGGAGACCCGUGGAGUGCUGAAGGUGUUCCUGGAGAACGUCAUCCGCGACGCCGUCACCUACACUGAGCACGCCAAGAGGAAGACUGUGACCGCCAUGGAUGUGGUGUACGCUCUGAAGAGGCAGGGCCGCACUCUGUACGGCUUCGGCGGUUAAACUCAUUCACCCUGAUCCAUCAAACGGCUCUUUUAAGAGCCACACACUUCACUGUAAGAGCUUUGUUCUGCGGUGUUUUGUCUUGCUUUGGAGAAAAGUUCUGGAAGUAGUUCAACACGUGACAGGAUCUUCCCCA